Molecule: messenger RNA, 1767 nt
Organism: Gadus morhua (Atlantic cod)
Lineage: Eukaryota; Metazoa; Chordata; Actinopteri; Gadiformes; Gadidae
Gene: tex26
Product: testis expressed 26
Exons: 7
Coding region: 749-1645 (298 amino acids)
Cellular component (GO): cytoplasm
Source: RefSeq, a predicted model, not a curated record
UGUAAACACAAUGGAUGAAUGGCGCUAGACUCGAAUGGAAGACGCUGGUCUUUAUUUGUAAACAUAGCGUUUCCAUCGCAGACAUAGCAGUGUAUCCCGUUAUCGCUGUGUUUUGCCCAUUCAUUCUGUACGGGGCGGUUAACACGGCUAUGUUUUGAACACGCGUUUUGACAUCUGUGAUCCAUACUUAUUAAACGCAUCGAGACUGAAAAGAUAGUUGGUCACCAACAAUGACUUAAACUUGAACCAUUCAAAGCUGAAAUGUAACUGUUACAGUUAGGUAUCUUAAGACGGUCGUGUUGGUUGCUGGUUUGUGUGGUUGUGUGGGUUGGUUAAAUUCAUUGAUGGUUUCAUUUAUCGAUCAAUGCCUAAAUAAGAGUAAAUAAGGCGUUUCACUUUUCAGGACCACUUUGCGGUCACAAUGUGGAGCUACAGGGAUGAUCAGAGCAACUGAAUCUUUCAUGAGUCCCCCCCCCCCUCCGCUGAGAGUUAACAAGUAGGUUGAGUUGUAUCUCCAUAACAACAUCCCUUGUUCGCCGGGGUAAACUCCGCCUGUGGUAGCAUGCAACCCAGAUCUGCUCAGAUAUAUUUGAGCUUCACAAAUGUAGAUAGUAGUCUUCAAUCGUAUUGUUGUUGUUUUUUAGAUAUUGUCUUAUAGGCUAUACAGAACCGUAACAUCAACGUGGGCUGCUGAAUGGGAGGCUUUCUAUUUUAAAGUAUUUUUUUUCCAAGAUAUUUGAAAGAGACCAUGGCAGCCAAGGAUAAAAUAGCCCUGUGGGACCCAUAUGAAACCUCGAACAAAAGAGAGUUUUUCUACCGCCCAAGCUCAAACACUGAGUUUACACUGCCAGCGACCUCCAAAACGUUCAGGGACUGCUAUUCACCAUCUGGACCUGUGGGUCCAACUGGUUACAGUGAGGACUUCUGCUGGAAAGCUGUCUCUAAGCCUGAAUGCAUUCGAACAGGCUCGGCCUCAGGACAGAGGAGGAACAAUCCACAUCCAAGUCAGGGCUUCCUUACGUGGAGGCUGCCAAAAGGCGCUUCGCAAAGCUCUGCAGGGGGGAGCAGAUUCACAUCUGAAGAGGAGAUCCAGAAAGCCUUGACAGCGCAGUACUGCUCCACCUACCGCACUGACUUCCUGGGCCUCCCUCAAGGAGCCGAUCACAUUAAUUCCUAUAGGGUAGCUGGGCUGGUACCUCUACGCAGCAGGCAGCAGGAUCCUCACUGGACUCGCACUGAGAUGAGGGACAAUUACUGCCGGCCCAAGAAGGAGCAACUGCAGGACAACCGGUGUGAUACUGCCUAUGGCGGUAACGCACGCCACCGUGUGCACUGCAGAGGAAUAGUACCAACCGUUGUCCAACGGCACAUACGAGAUCGUCACGAUGUUUCGGAGCUGACCACCUAUGAUACGUUCUUCGGAAGGAAGGCUUCUGUUGUCCCAUACGUGCUCAAGGCUUUACAGCCACAGGAGCUGCAGCAGUUAUGCAAAGUUCUACCUGAAAAAGACACAGCGCUCAUGAAGAGCUUAAUGAGUAAAGCGGCUGGCGGUCAGGAAGAGAGAAAAGAGAGGAAACUUCCCGCGGUCACAAUGCCUGCUUCCAGACCGAUGGAGUGGAUAUCGAGCUGGCCAGGCCCUCACUGACUGAGACGUUCCGCACCGCACCGGGAGGGAAACGCUUUCGUGACCAUAAACCUAAUGAAGAGCUCUUUUUUUAUGUGGUCACUUUAGUUAUUCUGUGUUAAUUAAAACUCUUCCAAAAGCUG